AUGGAGGCCGCCGCUGCUGCAGAGACCCAGCGCACGACGCAGAACUCGGGGAUCAAGGUCCGUCGCCCCCGGGCCGCCCGCGCAUGCGAUCUCUGCAGGGCAAAGAAGAACAAGUGCGAUGAGUUGUAUCCUUGCACCUACUGCAAGAAAGAGCAGGUUAAGAGCCUUUCCGCAGUCGCCGAGUCGGUGAAGGCUCAGUCAGUCGAUGACAAUGCCUCGGUAACCGCCACCGUCCCCGAGAUAUCAGAGGGAUACUCCCCGGACUGCAGCCUCCAGAGACGGCCUUCACGGAGCACCGCCGCCGGCUCGCCAUCAAACGCUCGGUCAAGGAACGCGGCCGGCCAAGAGAUCUCCGGUGUCAACCGGCACACGCGGAACGUAGAGUUCUAUGGCAGCUCAUCUUCCGUCGCUCUACUCUCACACGUCCAACGAACCGGCGAUGAACCAGUCAUCUCCCCGGACCUAGACUCCGACGCCGGAACCCUCCUAUCAAACCUGCACAACCCGGCCUUCUCGUCGCCCUCGGCAGACCAGACCCAGACGCCCGCGGCCGCCACCGAGCCGAGGUCGGCCGUGAGACCGGUGACGCACUACCCGCAGUGCCGGCACUUUCUCCAGAGCUUCUUCUCUAGCAUACACUUUGUCCAUCCGAUCCUCGACAAGAAAAUCUUCUUCGAUCGGUGCGAGGAGUUGUGGUCGAAGCCGGACGUUGCGCAGCAGCCCUCGAGCUUUGUUGCGCUGUAUUACAGCAUAUUGUCUCUGGGCGCACUCAUUGGCGUCCGGGAGGAUGAGCCGAUUGAUGGAAUUGAAAACCUGCAGUGGAGCCGAAAGUUCUUUGACGAGGCGAAGAGGCGGUGCGAUCAGCUGGGGAUGGUUACGGACCUAGAAAUGGUUCAGUGCUAUGUCUUCUUGGCCAAAGUGUGUCAGAACGAGCUCAAUGCUCACUGGGCAUACAUGUACGUCGGUCUUGCGGUGAGAACAGCACUUGCGAUGGGUAUAAAUCGAGAGCCUGGGCCCGACGUCAAGAAGGAGCCAGCUGAACUUCGAGCCGAGUCAAGAACGUGGUGGGGUCUCUAUUCAUUAGAAACAGAAAUGUCCUUCUCGAUGGGUAGACCAGACACACUCGGCGCAGAUUUAUACCACAACCGACUAUUCCCUGUCAUUGGCGAAGCAGACACAGAAUAUUCCGGCAGUCUAGAGCUGGUGGACCCACCCUCAUGCGCCAUCAUCAAAAGUAUGGUAGACUACUCCAAAAUCAUCCGGAGCAUCUGCUUGGGGAUCUAUCUCCCGGAGACGACGGUACCACGAACCGUCCACCUGGCGCACCAAAUCGACCAGGAUCUGCAGAGAUGGGCGGAAAGUCUGCCUGAGCCUAUCCGCCCUACCACAUCGGUCGAGCCGCGGUCGCUGAAGAGCGUCAAGGAGGCUCAGUGGAUGAAGAGGCAGAGGCUCGUCUUGACUAUGCGGUUUCUCAACAUAAGGAUACUCCUCUUUGGGUCGAUAAUUCUUACAUCGACCUCGGCUGAGCGAGCCUCCAUCCCGGGCUCGCAGGAAGGCAUUCACCUAUGCCUUGAGUCUGCGAAGCAGACCAUCGAAAUCAUUUAUCAGACAUACCAGCAUCAUGACUUUUUCCGCACAUGGUUUUACAACACCACAUACACUGUCUUCGCAGCAUCCAUGAUUCUAGUUUACGUGACACAAGAAGCGACAGAGCCCGAGGUGCAGCCUUUAUUAAAGCUAGUCGGCAUGGCCAUUGAAAUACUUGAGACUAUGGAUGAGUGUGUCGUCGCGUUGAGGUCGGCCAAAUUAUUACACAAGGCCAUUCAAAAGGCGGAAAAGAAGUUUUCUGCAUCGACCCCCGCGGAUUUACAGAUUCCUGCGAUGCCACCGGCUGAUGCAAUGCUCCAACUUAAUCACUAUUGGGGCCCCUUGAACAUUCUGGACAACGAGAUGGAUUUUGGAUUCGCGAUGCAGUUUGCGGACUUUGAGGGGACAAAUUCGCUGUUUAUGGCGCUCGAUGAUCCAAGAUCAAUGCAAUAG
This is a messenger RNA of Colletotrichum fioriniae, 2040 nucleotides long. NCBI's taxonomy places the organism in Eukaryota, Fungi, Ascomycota, Sordariomycetes, Glomerellales, Glomerellaceae. The record is from RefSeq and is a predicted model, not a curated record.